Molecule: messenger RNA, 946 nt
Organism: Stereum hirsutum FP-91666 SS1
Lineage: Eukaryota; Fungi; Basidiomycota; Agaricomycetes; Russulales; Stereaceae
Exons: 10
Coding region: 265-897 (210 amino acids)
Source: RefSeq, a predicted model, not a curated record
CCCAGCAUGAUAUCGUACAAAAAGGCCGCUGGAACUGCCAGAAGCCUGUCAAACCGUCAAAGUCCAGCCACAUACAAUAUGAAACAGGAGCAUAUUCCAAAACUGAGCCCUAAAACCCGGCUACGACCUCGCUAUCUUCAUCAACGUAUAUAGCAGCGCUAACUUUGCACUCCCACUAGACUUUUUCUCUGCGCAAGUCAAGACAGCUGAUGGGGACCGAUUUCAAGCGCGGCCUCGACUGUCACCUCGCCCCUGAGAGUCGCCAUGCCUGCGGCGAGCGAGGCGACCCCUGCUUUCGCCGCGUUCUCCAGAAUCUCCGUGCUUGCGGCGGGCAAGGCGGUCGUGGCUAUUGCCGCGCUCCUGGGAGUCACCGUGACGACGAGCAGCGAGGCGCCCCCUGCUUUCACCGCGCUCCUGGGAAUCUCCGUGCUUGCGGCGAGCAAGACGUUCAUGACUAUUUUCGCGUUCCUGGGAGUCGCCGUGACGACGACGAGCGAGGCGGCCCCUGCUCUCACCGCGCUCUUGAGAGUCACCGUGCUUCCGACGGGUCAAACGGUCGUGACUAUCGCCGCGCUCUUGAGAAUCACCAUGCCUGCGACGAGUCAGACGGUCACGGCUAUUGCCUCGUUCUUGAGAGUCGCCGUGCCUGCGACGCGCAAGGCGGUCGCGGCUAUCACCGCGUUCCUGCGAGUCACCGUGUCUGCGACGUGCCAAACGUUCGCGACUAUCACCACGUUCUCGAGAGUCGCCAUGCUUUCUGGCUACGAGACGCUCGCGGCUGUCACCUCCGGGAGAGUCACCAUGCCUGCGACUAGCAAGUCUGUCCCUGCUACCACUUCGGCCGCGACCUUCGUCGUUGCCGUCUCCGUGGCGGCGAGCCUCGAGGAUGUCGCUUGAAAUGCCAACGUCAUUGAUCAGGCCGCCGGGACCUUCACGGAGAGCAACC